AUGCUUCCUGUAAACCUAGUUACUGAGGUAUCAGUGACCAAUUGGUUCCUCAACCCACCUAAACAGGCUACUGAUUGGUCUGCCAAAAUAAGGUAUUUGUCAUUCUGGAAGCGCGGGGCUAGUCCUAUCCAGGGAAUGAUGAUCGGGGACUUGGGAGGGAGGGGGAAAAGAGCGAUCUCGGUACGAUCUGGAGAAAUAUACUAUACACAACCAUUUACCUCCAUUACAUUCCAGGUCCCCGAACCCCAUCCCAUCCCAUCCAUGUCAACGUCCGUUAACCCUUGGUCUCACAUGAAAUACAAAAAUCCCUCCACAGCUAUUGAACUUCUACAGGUGGUUCUGAGCGGUGUCAAACGCCAUUCAUACAUCGCCUUACUUACACAGCUUUUUUACUCGGUUACUACUAGUAAGUUGACUCCCCCAUUAUUUUUAAUGUACUUCAAGAGACUGGAGUCGACAUACGUAAAUAAUUAUAAUAAUAAUAAUAAAAGGAUUUACUCCACCUCUAUCGCGACCACCACCUACUAUAGACCCGGCUGGACGGAAGCAAAAUGCUACGACCAACAUACUACUUAA
Molecule: messenger RNA, 576 nt
Organism: Aspergillus niger
Lineage: Eukaryota; Fungi; Ascomycota; Eurotiomycetes; Eurotiales; Aspergillaceae
Exons: 10
Coding region: 1-576 (191 amino acids)
Source: RefSeq, a predicted model, not a curated record